UCAAACGGUGGUGCGCGCCCAACAAAGGGGGCGUAGGCAAUUUUUGAGGGAUUUGAAGCUAAAUAAUAUAUAAAUAUUAGUUAGAUUUGAUUUUGUCCGCCUUAUUUUGGAUAUUCGCAUUUCUUUAUUGUUUAGAGAUUAAUUGUUGUGCUCAUUGUUAAUUUUAUUACCUGUUAUUUAUAUUACUCUCGCCCUAUUAUCUGGUAUUUGUAGCUAAUUGUUGGCUAGUUAUAUUUGAGGUGGGGAGCGGGAAAUCAGAAUUCAAAAAAGUUGGGCGCGACUUAAAAGGUUUGAGAACCGAUGUUAUAGUUAUUUAAACAUCAAAUAGUUCAGAGGAUGAAUAUCAAUGUGGAUAUAUAGCGUAUGUUUUAGUCGCUCUGUUUUGUAUUAGUCUUUCCACGUGAUAUUAUCUAACUAAUAAACUGACUUAAACUAUCAAAUGUCCAGUUAAAAACGUAGUUAAACCUGUUGUGGCCAUAUAUACAUUGUCACCAUACGUAAAUUUAACGGCACCAUGAACAAACUACAUUUACUCAUUGUGCUGACAAUUUGCAGCUUGGCAGCUGUGGGAUCGGAGGCCAGGCACAUCCAGGAUGAUGUUGCCAGAUUAUGCCAACCAACUCCACUUUCAACUAUCCAGAAAGGAAUCCAUUGCUCGUGUUCAGCUCACCACAGUCUACAGUCCAUUCCGCGUCAAAAUGAUUGGCAGAAAAAUGGUCUGGUUCUGACUAUACGUCUUCAUGGUUGUAGGGAUAUCGGAAGCAUCGGCAAAGAGCUGUCCACAUACCACGAUCUAAAGACUCUGGAUAUUCAAGGAAGUGGAAUAAAAAAGUUGGAAAACGAAGCGAUGAUUUUUAACAUCGACAUCACAACAUUAAUUAUAAAAAACAGCAAAAUAUCGAGAAUUGAACCAAACGCCUUUAUCGGCAUUUCCAAACUUCGAUAUCUGGAUUUAUCUGGGAAUAAGAUUGACAACUUGCCCGUAGAAGCGUUCAAAGAGAUCAGAACUUUACAAACUCUGAAUCUAGAUGGCAACAAAAUAGAUUUCAUAGGCAAAGAAAUUUUCGUGAGACUCUCUUCACUGCAAAGUCUGUCCCUUCGAGGUAACAGGGUUGGAACCAUUGACCCAGAUGCCUUCCAAAACAUGUUGUCACUUCGAGAAAUACUUCUGGACGACAACAUGGUUAGAAAUUUGGAUCUCACGCCUUUCGUUGGGCUGCCAGAAUUGAUUACCCUCAGUGUAUCUAACAAUAAAAUAACAAAAUGGACUGUUCCACGUGAAGAGAACGGCGUAUAUGAUACCAACGUUGUUGGAAACGAAAAUUACACUCCAGCGAAACUCAGUGUCAAGAUUCUCAUCAUGGCAAACAACGAUAUGACGGUUCUGUCUGACAAAUUUUUUCAAGCGAUGCCACUCAUUGAAGUUCUUGAUGUUUCUGACAAUUCGUUGACCUACAUUGGAGGAAACGCAAUCUCAAAACUAAGGCAAGAUAUCCAUUUGCUCUAA
Styela clava is the source of this 1507-nucleotide messenger RNA. The record is from RefSeq and is a predicted model, not a curated record. NCBI's taxonomy places the organism in Eukaryota, Metazoa, Chordata, Ascidiacea, Stolidobranchia, Styelidae.